This is a messenger RNA of Periconia digitata, 9799 nucleotides long. The record is from the annotation of a GenBank genome assembly. Lineage: Eukaryota; Fungi; Ascomycota; Dothideomycetes; Pleosporales; Periconiaceae.
CUAUCAUUCAUCUCUUAUGACGCCGGCUUCUAGACCUUACCUCGACGCGCUGGAGCGCUGCAACAUCACGGUACAACAAGCCGGAUCGAAAUCACCCUGUACUUGGAUCUCGAGUGUGCAUCCAGGUCGUAUUGUUGAUUCAGAUCCCUCCAACAGCCUGGGUGGAGAGUAUUGGUGUAAAAAUCUCAUCUCCCCCGUCUACUUCACUCAGGCGGUUCAAGGUGCAAUGGAUCUUGGGCCAUACGAUGCUGUGAUCGAAGUAGGUCCGCACGCUGCACUUAAAGGUCCCUUUCGCGAGACUUCCCAACAGCAUUCUUCCGUGGAGCUUCCCUACACAAGCCUUUUGCUGCGUUCCACAGAAGCGACCCAGAGUUUUGCAACUGCUCUUGGGUUCCUGUGGUCAGUUGUGCCCGAUCCUAAAAUCGACUUCGAUCAGGUCGAAGAUUCUAUGGCUUGUAGCGUGGACCAUGCCUUUGUCCCAGGCCCUCCUGUCUACCGUUGGACUCACGAUCGACAAUAUUGGCACGAAUCUCGCUCGUCCCGAGUAGCACGUCUCGGAGACCAAGCUUCUAACCCAUUGCUGGGGACAAUCGUUCCCAACAUGACCUCAGAACAGAUGCAAUGGUCCAAUACUCUACGACUCAAGGAUUUCCCCUGGCUUGCAGGCCACAAAAUUCAAGGCCAGACUGUCUUUCCAGCGACUGCAUAUAUUGCAAUGGCAAUGGAAACUCUCCCAUUCUUCACAGUGGCAGAUUCAUUGCAGUUAGUAGAGAUUCGAGACUUCGCUAUCCAUCAACCAAUGGUGUUCAAUGAGGAUAACGAAACCGAAGCUUAUGAGACCCUUUUCACGCUGAGCAACAUACAACGAGAUGUCGAGGGCUCCAUCACAGCACGAUUCGUUUUCUCAUGGUCUAAAGGGGCGACGCAUGAUUUACAGCCGACGGCCGAAGGGAAAUUGGCGGUCACUCUUGGAACCAAUGACGUGGACGUUCUACCUGAUGCAGAUCAAGAAGGUCCACUUAUGGUGCCAGUGUCCUCAGAUCAUCUUUAUUCCACCUUGUUCGAACUGGGAUAUGGCUACUCCGGUUCAUUCCGAUGUUUGGGCGAUCUAAAGCGCGGGUCUCGUAAAGCUGUAGGCACAAUCGCUUUCGACCCCGAAGAGAACGGCAGUAUAAGAUAUUUCGCUCCGCCUGCUGUGUUGGAUUCAGCCUUGCAGGGCAUUUUGCUCGCAUUCGGAUAUCCCAAAGACGGCCAGCUGUGGAGCUUACAUUUGCCUACGAAGAUUGGUACUAGGCUCCCCUUCGCCGCGUCCGCCAGAGACGAGACAAACAUUCAGGGCAUCCAAGGUGAUGUUCAGAUAUAUGACGAGGACAGUGGACAUUGCUUGAUUCAAAUGGAAGAUAUCCAGGUGAUCCCGCUUUCUGCAGCUGUAGCCGACGACGACAAGGUUCUCUUCUAUGAAUGGACAUGGAAACGCGCGGAUCCAGAUGUCCCGGCCGCCGCGUGGCAGCGUGCUUCCGCGGAGGAAUACAAGCUUGCUACAAUUCUGGAAAGAAGUUCUUUCUACUACCUCCGCGUGUUAAAUUCGAAGAUACCGAAGGAUCACCCGGGAAGAGCCGAUCAGUUCUUCCAAGCUUAUCUUAACUAUGCAGCACAUGUAACACAGUCUGUUGUCGACGGUCGAAACAAAUGGCUCAAGCAGAGCUGGCUAACAGACACCAUGGAUGACAUUAUGACCAUUACCGAGCCUUAUGCCAACCUUCCCGAGUUUCAGAUCAUGCAUGUGGCUGGCACUCAAAUGCCGCGUGUAAUCUUGGGCGAAGUGGAUUCUAUACUUGAGUUCUACCUUCAAGAUGCACUGCUCGAUCAGUACUACGCCACAUCGAAAGUCAUGGGUAUAGCUACAAGAUGGCUAGCAGACACCGCCGCUCAAGUAAUGUCUCGGUAUCCCAACAUGAGAGUAUUGGAGGUAGGAGCAGGAACCGGAAGUGCCACACGAGAAGUCCUGUCUCAUCCAGAAGCAAAGUUUUCGACAUACACAUUCACCGAUAUCUCAUCUGGCUUCUUUGGCACUGCACAGAACGAGUUCGAUGCCAAAUUUGCCAAGCAAAUGAAAUAUGCAGUUCUGGACAUCGAAAAUGAUGUGGAGAUCCAGGGCCUCAAAAAACAUAGCUACGAUCUGGUCAUUGCUUCUCAGGUUAUACACGCCACCAAAAGCUUAGAGAAGACACUUAGGAACGUGCGAUCUUUGCUCAAACCGGGUGGUUAUUUGAUCAUGAAUGAGCUUUCCAGCCACGAGCUUUGUCGCGCAUCUUUGAUCUUCGGAUGUCUCCCGGGAUGGUGGGCAGGCAUGGAAGAGGGACGUAUACUUGGUCCUCAAGCAUCACAUGCGCAAUGGGACACUCAUUUGCGGAAUUCUGGAUUCGGUGGUGUGGACAGCGCAUCUCCCGACCACGACGCUUUACCGUUCACCAUUUCGAUUUACGUAUCACAAGCUGUAGACGAAAGGGUGAGUCUUCUACGGCAGCCUCUACUACCGGCGAUAGUAAAGGAGCGAGGCGGUAGUGGUAUCGAGAAGUUGAUCCUCUUGGGGGGUGCCACAUCUCAGUCCCAGUCAAUUUCGAGAGAGCUAUCAAACCUGCUCCUAAACAUCGCUGGAACCGUCGCCACUUAUGCCACCCUGGAAGAUUUGAAUUGCUCUGAUAUAGGCCCUAGCGACGUGGUUUUGGCUAUGUGCGAUCUUGAUACACCUGCCUUCAAAGACUUGUCACCGGAUCGAUUCGAGAGUCUACGAAUGUUAUUCGCCACCGCAAAAAAUAUCCUAUGGGUAACCCAGGACCGCCGAAUUGGAAGUUCCUGGACGGACAUGAUUGUUGGCUUUGCAAGAGCUGUGCUCUGGGAGAUGCCAGAUCUUCAUCUUCAAUUUCUCGAUUUCGAAGCCCCUGCAGAACCGGGUGCCACCGUUAUAGCGGAGUGUCUUAUACGCUUCCAUGAGCUUGCGCUGAGUCACGAGCGAAAAGAAAAGAAUGCAACACUCUGGUCACUGGAACACGAGUUGGUCGUUGUGUCGGAUGGCAGCUAUCUGAUUCCCAGAGUCGCGCCGAUGGACGGCCCGAAUGGCCGAUUGAAUUCUACCCGUCGCCAGGUCGUUGAACAUACCACAUUGGACUCCCGCAGUGUUUCUCUGGGCUACUCAAACGGACAGUACAAAAUCUCAUCCGACUUGUUUUCCCAAUCUCGGCCAGAUUUAUGUUGCUCCACCACCGUGACAGAGUUACGCCUAAUCUCUUCAACAACGCAGGCUGUCAGAACACCUGUCGGCUUCCUUUUCGUAUGCCUGGGUUCGUCCAUUGCAGAUGGUUCGCGUUAUCUGUUCAUGACGGACUCGCUAUCGUCAACUGUUAGCAUUGCGACCGAUUGUAUCUUCCCAUGCUCACCAUCUACUGGAUUUGAGGCCGCGACAGUUGCGUUAGUGGCAGCUUCAAUGCUGGCUGCAACUUUGACCGAUCAACUAUGCAAAGGAGACCUUCUUCUCAUUCAUGACGCCCCGGAGAUCAUUUCCAAGCUUAUACACGAAAACGCCAGCAUAACGGGGUGGACAGUCAUCCCGACCACGUCUGAUGGCCUCAACGUCCCACCUAGUGGAUUUUUUGUUAAUCCUUUUACGGGCUCUGAUCGGUUGAAAGCGUUGUUACCGCCGGUACUAACUGGUUACGUGGACUUUAGCAAACCAUCUGCGCGACCAUCUAUUUUCGGCUCGCUCACAACGCGAAGCGCAUUGAGGGACGACGUUUCGACCAUGUUCUCCCGACAAGCCCAAUAUGCACCUUUUGUAGAUCCUGGAAGGAUAAAACGGAUUUUAGAAUCCUCGCAUCAUCGCAUUAGCAGGCAACUCGAGAAUGCUCCUGCCGGUGAACUUGUCUCGGGAGCACUCGAUCUUUCCUCCAUCGCCAAUGGGCCAGGCACCACUAAUGGCUUCGGGGUUCUAGAUUGGACUUCUCCUGCAUCCAUUGCUAUCACAGCUGAGCCUGUCAACGCUCUAUUCCAGUCAGAUCGUACAUAUUGGUUUGUGGGUUUGUCAGGCGAAAUGGGUCUUUCGCUGUGCGAUUGGAUGAUCGAAAGAGGCGCGAAGUAUUUUGUGCUCAGCAGCCGGAACCCACGUGUCAGUCCAGAUUGGUAUGCCAGAGCAGAAAGAAGGGGUGCAAAGAUCAUGGUAGCCAAAAAUGACGUGACCGAUAUCACGCAAUUGACUGAAUUGUACGAAACGAUUCAAAGCAAGCUACCUCCUGUCGCAGGUGUUGCCCAUGGAGCAAUGGUGAUGCGUGAUAAUCCGAUUCGAAACCUUACGUUCCACGACACGCAGACCGUGUUCGGACCCAAGGUUCAAGGUAGUAUCAACCUUGAUAGUAUCUUCUGUAACACGGCUCUGGAUUUUUUCAUUUAUUUCUCAUCACUGACUGGUGUCAUUGGAAAUGCAGGCCAGGCGAAUUACACUGCCGCUAACCGAUUCUUGUGUGGUAUGGCAAGAGAGAGACGUCAAAGGGGUCUCGCAGCGACAGCAAUCGAUCUGGGAAUGAUCAACAGCAUCGGUUACGUGGCUCGGGAGUUGAGUUUGGAGGCACAGAAUGUGCAUUAUGACUACGGAUUCCUCCUCAGUUCGGAACAUGAUUUGUUCUCAAUCUUCGCGGAGGCAAUCAUCUCCGGAAGACCAGACUCCGGUCUUCCUUCAGAGAUUAUUUGCGGUCUUCGGCGUAUGGGUACAGAACAUUCCUAUCGGUCAGCAUUCUAUUCCUAUCCUCAUUUCGCCUGCCUCACGCCCAAGGCCACGGACAAGAUGGAGUUAGAUACCCAGAAGUCAGGAGCAGUGCCACUUUCAGAACGCUUGGCCAAUGCCAUCAGCCGAGAGUCUGUUCGACAGAUUGUGACAGAGUGUCUAGUGCGGGAAGUGAAAAGCAUCCUGCAUCUUAACGAAGAUUACGAGUUGAGCCUCUCUAGUAGUACGGAUGAGCUUGGCCUUGACUCGUUGGUCGCCGUUCGCAUCAGAACCUGGAUUUCCCAGAACUUCCAUGUCAACGUGCCCACUCUGAAAAUGCUGCAGGGCAUUAUGAUCGCGAGUUUGAUUGAACAGAUCUGUAACGAGACACCAGAUGAAUUGAUCCCUAACUCCAAUGGGGCCUCAUUAAAAGAGACUACAUCAGGGGAACUACAGAGCGUCGAUCAUGGUCCCAAUGUACCUGAUAAGAAAGUACUGCCUACUAUGAUAGAGCCUACGACAGACCCAGGAUCGCAGCAAUCCGAACAACCAAAUCACACAGCCUUAUCUUCCGGGACCUCUGACACGUCAGAUGGAUAUUCAAUUGCGACCCCACUUACCGGGCUAUCUAACACAGACGUGGAGGCAUCCGAAAAUCCUUUGGAACUUAAAAAUGCCCUCAUUCCGAGUCAUUCCAAUAAACAGCAGCGGCGAAAGCAAACUCAACCAAUUGCUUAUGAGAGAUCUGGGCCGUUGUCUUCAAUUCAAAAAAUGUUUUGGUUCGUACAGAACCUCCUCGAGGACAAAACAACCCUGAACACGACGGCCGUCUUCCAAAUGAAGGGGUCUGUGGAUCACAAGCGACUGGCAAGCGCUGUCCGAAGUCUGGGACGGCUCUACUCCAUCCUGCGAACCAGCUUUGCCGAAGAAGAUGGAGUGGUGUCCCAAAGUAUUCUUCCGUUCUCUACGCUUGAAUUAGAAGUGGUGCAUUCGCACGAAGACAACAAAUGGCUCCAGUUAUACCAGCAGCUGCAAGAUCACACAUAUGAUCUUGCUCAAGGAAAGGCGCUCAGGUUGGUGUUGUUGUCAAUGUCCAGUACGAGGUCAUACCUCCUCAUCGGGUACCACCAUCUCGUCUUUGAUGGAGUCAGUCACACACCGUUUAUGGCAAACCUCGAAAGGGCAUAUACGGGAAAACCCCUGGACAACCAGGUAUUGCAAUAUAUGGAUCACGCAAUCAAGCAACGAGCAAGUUACGAGAGCGGGGAAUGGUCUGAUUCCAUUGCAUUCUGGCAGUCUCAGUUUGCCACUAUCCCAACCCCGUUGCCACUUCACCGCAGUCAGGUUUCCGAGAGAAAGGCAUUGCAAAAAUACGAGGAACGCCUAUCCAUAUUCCGCGUGGAUCCUGAGCUUGGAUCGGCCCUGAGGGCCACGGCCAAGAAACAUCGAUCGACGGUCUACCACGUAUAUCUUGCCGCUUUCAAAGUUCUACUCUAUCGAUUUCUGGGUACCGAGGAUAUCUGCAUCGGCUUGGCAGAUGAACAGCGCUCCGCCGAUGAAAAUCGCAUGAGCAUCGGGCCAUUCUUGAACAUGGCGCCUUUGCGACUGAAAGCGAGCUCGUCCGAAACAUUCGGGCAGGCCAUCGAAGAAGCCCGCGAAAAAAGCCUGCUCGUCCGAUCCCAUUCACACAUCCCGCUUGAAGUGCUCUUGAACGAACUCCACGUCGACCGUUCUGCAUCCCACACUCCCUUGUUCCAAGCUUUUAUGAACUAUCUCCUCGAAGAAAGUAUGGACGAGCAGCAAACGUUCUGCGGAUGCGAACUAUCCGCUCUGGAUCACAAACCAGCUCGACUUGCAUACGACUUCUCGCUUACCGUCUUCAACACUCCAGCAGCGGAAGCACGGAUUUAUCUUGCAACACAAAGCUCGCUAUAUACUGACGCGGACUGUGCUCUUCUUUCACGAGGCUUCGAGGACAUAUUGCAUGAGUUUGCAGAAGCUACUUCCCAGGGCAUUGGUCGCGACUGGAAGUUCCGGGACGACGAUCUAUCCAAAGCAAUCGCUUGUGGGAAAGGGCCGUCGAUGACGAUUACUUGGCCGACUUUGGUCCAUAGGUUCAAAGACGUCGCAGAACAGUACCCGUCUAACGUUGCUGUCGAUGAAAUAGGCGGGCAGUCCAUCUCAUACAAGCAUCUCGCGGCACGUGCAAAUGGUAUUGCAGGGCGUCUGUCUGCUUCCGGGGUUGUCCGCGGCAAUACAGUUGCAGUAUUUCAAGAUUCGGGUAUUGAUUGGGUGGCUUCUUUACUAGCCAUUUUACGACUUGGUGCCGUCUACGUCCCGCUUGAUCUCGGCACGCCUCCCCAACGACUCACAUUGAUCAUGGAGGACAGCAGACCAUCCGCGGUUCUUAUUCAUGAUCGCACCGCAGCCAAAUUUAGUAAGAUAGGCGCGAAGUUCAACGCAACAGUCAUCGAUGUGUCGCACGCGUCUACAGAAACGACAUCGGAUGUGGCAGUGGUCACUCAGAGCAUCGACGUUGCCAUGAUCCUAUACACCAGCGGCUCGACAGGGGUCCCGAAAGGCGUAUCGCUGAGGCACUCUGGUCUAGCAAGCGACUUUGAAUCUGCCUACCAGCAGCACAAGUUCCAGCCAACAGAUGUCGUGCUACAGCAAACUGCGUACAGUUUUGAUCUAUCUAUCCUACAGAUAUUCUUGGCGUUAAGUGCAGGCGCACAGCUUAUAAUACCUCCAGCAACAAUGAGGCUCGAUUCGGUCUCAAUUAUCAAGACGAUCGACGAGAAAGCUGUUACACUCACCUGGGCUACUCCGACCGAGUACAAAAGCUGGAUGGUAGAGGCCUGCCGAGCGCAAUUGAGUCUCUCCUCCUGGCGCAUAGCGUUCACGGGUGGCGAGGCAGUGACUCCGACGUUGUUGGAGCUGUUUCGACGCUUCGGUAAUGCAGGUUUAGCGCUGCACAACAAAUAUGGCCCCACCGAGACAACUUGUGGUUCUUCCAUCACGCGUCUGAGCUAUGACGCGGAGGAAGGUAUACAAGGUGCCGUCACGGUCGGUCAGGCCUGUGCCAACGAAAGCAUCUACAUUCUGGACCACGAGAAACAACUCCAACCCGUCGGUAUGCCGGGCGAGAUUUACAUCGGCGGCGCAGGGGUCAGCCCAGGCUAUCUGAACCUCGACGAAUUGAGCGAAAAUGUCUUCGUACCGAACCCGUUCGCUGACGAUUCAUACACGUCCCAAGGAUGGAAGACCAUGUACGCGACCGGAGACCGCGGUCGCCUUCUCCCUGACGGGUCUCUCUGCAUAUUGGGCCGUGUCGGCGGCGAUACAGAAAUCAAGCUGAACGGCGUGCGCAUCGACCUACGAGACGUCGAACAAACAAUCUUGCGCUCGUCGAACGGCAAGCUCGCCGACGCUGCGGUAUCACUCAGAUUGCAGGAAGGCAGCGAGGCACGAUAUCUGGUUGCACACGUUGUCUUUGCCGGCGAGGACACACACAAAUUUGACCGCGCAGACUUUCUCGAUAGCUUAAUAGCCGACCUGCCACUGCAACGCACCAUGUGUCCUUCCGCUAUCAUUCCCGUAAACAGCUUACCCCGUAGCGUUGCAGGAAAGUUGGACAGGAGGGCUGUAGACGAACUACCCGUCUCCAUGCAUAUCGCCAUCGAUUCAACCCCAGACCAACCGCUAACCGAAACGGAGGAAGUGGUUCGCCGAUGUUGGGAAGAGGUCAUCCCCAGCGAAGUGCUCGGUGUCCACCGCAUCACUAGCGAAUCCAACUUUUUCCACGUCGGCGGUACCUCGCUACUGCUCAUCCAGCUGCAGCGCGCGCUGGAGAGGGAGUCGGGGGCCACGCUGACACUUCUAAGCAUGUUCGAAUCAGUCACGCUACAGGACAUGGCUUCACUUUUACCAGGGCAACACAGAAGGGUAGAAACGAGCAUAGAUUGGGACGAGGAGACGGCCCCAGAGCCAGGGCUUGACGCUAUUCCUGCGAUGGAUGGAGGUCGCCAGCUCUCUUCUGGUCGCCAGACAGUCGUUCUUACAGGCGCUACAGGCUUUCUUGGUCAGACUAUUCUGAAGACGCUGGAUGACAACCCACGAGUGGACAAAAUUAUCUGCAUCGGCUCGCGAGAUACAACCCGCAAGGAGCUCAUAACCAGAUUCGCCAAGGCCUCUUAUUGUAACGGAGAUCUUCGUCUUCCGCGUCUCGGUCUCAGCGAUCAAGAAGCAACAGAAAUAUUUUCCCAGGCCGACACAGUCAUCCACAAUGGCGCAGAUGUCUCACAUCUCAAGACCUUCGAGAGCUUGCGCCACAGCAACUUCAACUCUACCAAAGAACUGGUGCGCCUAUGCCUGCCGCGCAAGAUCGCCUUCCACUUCAUCUCAACUGCUGCCGUCUCCAUGUACUCGCAGUCAUCCAAAUUUCCCGAGGCCACCGUCCGCGACCACCCUCCACCCCGGGACGGACUGUACGGCUACAUCGCGUGCAAAUGGGCCUGUGAAGUCUACCUCGAAAAUGUGCACGCGCGCUACCACCUUCCAGUGACCGUCCAUCGGCCCUCGAGCGUCAUGCGUUCAGCUACCGACAUGAGCGGCCCGAACCCUGUGCCAGACAUCUUGCAAAAUAUGUUAAAAUUUUCUCGCGAUCUUCGUACUGUGCCAGACCUUAGGCACAUGGGAGGCUUCAUGGACUUUGUACUCCCAGAGACAUGUGCGGACGAUAUCGUGCACGGCGUCUUGUCAACACCCAUCCUCACUAAGACUUCGCAGAGCAAAGACAGCAUAACAGCUGCUCUCAUUUACAGGCAUAACGUUGGCGAUCUGCGUAUUCCCUUCACGGGGUUGCAGGAUCAUCUCAGUCGAGAGAUGCAGGCAGAAAUUGAGCAAGUACCGUUUGAUGAGUGGGUGCAGCGAGCUGAAGGCGUAGGCAUGUCGCAGGUUGUUAGUACCGCUUUUCAGGGGUUGGCGAGGCUUGAAGGGGUCGCAUUUCCGCACAUGCUACGUGGGCCUGCCCCUACUGUUGCUUAA